Molecule: messenger RNA, 318 nt
Organism: Helobdella robusta
Lineage: Eukaryota; Metazoa; Annelida; Clitellata; Rhynchobdellida; Glossiphoniidae
Exons: 3
Coding region: 1-318 (105 amino acids)
Source: RefSeq, a predicted model, not a curated record
AUGUCAGAGUUUUUCAAAGGAAACAAUACCUUAGAUAUUAGACAAUAUGCAACUGCAGAAAUCUCAAGCAUUUCGAAUGAUUUAAGAUAUGAUCUUUUGAAAAAUCCAUGGAAACCCGACGAGAAUUAUAAAUUUUCAUUUGUGUUGGAAGGAUUUUUUACUCAAAAACACAACGACAAAGCAUUAGCUGCAAAAAUAAUUCCGUCUUUCAUGUUGAGAGAACUAAACCCUUUGUUCACAAAUCAACUUCAGAUGCUUGCCGAAGCUUUUCCUGAUUUGCCGUCGGCACGAAGUUUACAAUCGGAAUACGAGCGAUGA